Molecule: messenger RNA, 1789 nt
Organism: Oncorhynchus masou masou (cherry salmon)
Lineage: Eukaryota; Metazoa; Chordata; Actinopteri; Salmoniformes; Salmonidae
Product: tumor protein D52-like
Exons: 8
Coding region: 113-676 (187 amino acids)
Biological process (GO): B cell differentiation
Cellular component (GO): cytoplasm
Source: RefSeq, a predicted model, not a curated record
GAGGACCCCACCUACCGCGAGCAUGUGAGUGCACAAGAUUGCAGGAGCGAAGUGGGGAACCUGCAAGCUUUUGGAUCAAAUAAGAAUAGCAGCAACAGCAAAUAGCGUGAGGAUGGAACAAGCAGAUCAAGGUGCUGUGAGACCAGACUCUAUCACAGAGGUAGGGGAGGAUGCAGUGAUGUCGGUGGCCGUGUCCCCUUCCGUCCCCACCCUGACAGAGGAGGAACAGGAGGAGCUGCGAGAGGAACUGCUCAGGGUGGAGGAUGAGGUCGUGACUCUGUCUCAGGUGCUGGCAGCUAAGGAGAAGCAGGUGGCAGACAUCAAGAGGAAGCUGGGCAUCACUCCUCUCAACGAGCUCAAACAGAACAUCAGCAAGAGCUGGCAGGAGGUCACCACCUCUACUGCCUACAAGAAGACGUCAGAGGGCUUCUCCGUAGCUGGUCAGAAGGCAACGGCAGCCUUCACCAGCAUGGGCUCAGCCAUCAGCAGGAAGUUUGAGGACGUCAGAUUGCAAUCUAUUUCCAAUUCCUUUGGCAUACGCUCCCUACAGCAUUCUGCUAGUAUGCCCGUGAUGAGGAACACACCCACCUUUAAGUCGUUUGAGGAGAAAGUCGAGACUUUAAAGGUAAAAGAUGAGAAGAGGAGUCAAGAUGAGCCCGACGGCAUCUCAGGGUGACUUUGGCGAUGUGUUGACCUCUACAGCGACCUCUGACCCUUCUGUUCCCGUAGAGAAAUGGCCAGAGGCCACACCCAUCGCCACCCAGGAAGAACAGCCCCACUGAGACCAGCCUGACCUUUCACCCCUGACCCCUAGCCAGGCUGACAUUCCCUAGAACCAUACCCUCUUUCUGUUCUCUCACCUCCUCCCUUCUUCAGCUCCCUCUUUACAACCUAUUAGCACAAAACAGAACCAACAACCAAAAAAGAAAAAUACGUUUUCCCAGGAACUUUUAAAUUAAAAAAAAAUGUAAUUAUGAAAAUAUUGUUGUGACACCGUAACACUUGUAGGUUUGUAGGACGGUAUGUUUCUAUUUUAAUGUCCAUGUUUGAGGAACCUGCACAAGUAGAAGAAUAUACAUUACACUUAAUGAGAAACUGUAUGUCACAGCAAGUGAAGUUGUGAUGGCAAAACCAAUUGGUUCACACAGGCCCAUAUCUUUCCAGAACUUUGACUACUAACAGGCAUUAGCUUUUUCUUUUCUUUUGAUGUACCACUGUAAUAACUAGGAUGUCAUUUCUAUUCCAACACUGCAGAGGCUUUCUGUCAUUUAUUACUAUCACCAGUAGCACCAGUAAUGGGGUGUAGAGCACAGCUGAGUAGAGUUAAUACCAGAUCUGUGUAGCUCACACACUCCUCUCACAGCUUAACCAUAUGGGGGUGGUCUAAAUCUGACCUCUGAGCAGUUCAUAGUGCUUAACUCUGAUAUCAGAGAAGGUGGGCCAAUGCAUCCAGAUCAGUGUGUAAUGAUAGUCGCAGAUGCAUGAUUGGUUAUAAUGGUGUCGGCUGGCCUUGACCCUCAGGUCAGUGCAAUUUACAUCACUCAAAGCCAAAGUCCGUAUUAGGGCACUUGUCUCACUGGCUUCUCUCUGCUUGGUAUGCUGAAACACAGCAGGAUAGUCACUGGAUGCUGUGUACUUCUCUCUGCUUGGUAUGCUGAAACACAGCAGGAUAGUCACUGGAUGCUGUGUACUUCUCUACUGUUGAAUGAUAUAUGAAUGGUAGUUGUUUUAAAGUGAUUUUCAUUGUUUACCUUUUCAUAAAGAUGUGCAAUUUUCCUUAAAUUGGAAA